CCUAAUAUACAUUUUUUCUUUAGUCAAUGAAAUUAAAUCUAAUGUUAUUAAUUCAAUGAAUAAAUUACAAUUAUCUUUAUUUAUUUAUUCAUUAAUUACAUAACAAUAAUACCGUUAUGUUGAAUGAUCAACUAAAUAUAUUUUUAAAUGUUACUGAGUCUAAGGAUUUCAAUUUAAGUCAUAAAGACUAUAAUAAUACAGAGGAUUUGAAAAAUAAAAAGGAUGUUAUUAUAGAUGAACAUCUACAAUCUAUUGGACUAAUCAUUUUAUUGGUUUUAUUCUUUACAAUUGUUAUUGGUAAUUUGACUGUACUUGGUGUGAUUUUUUCAAGAAAAAUCAAAACACAAAUGAAAAUAUUCAUUAUUAAUUUAGCUAUUACAGAUCUCUUUGUAGCCCUCGGUGGAAUCUUACCGGAAAUAAUUUGGAAUAUCACAAUUGUAUUUUAUGCACCAACAUUUGUUUGUAAACUAGUGAAGUAUAUGUCUACUACCAUAACAUACGGAAGCUCUUUCGCAUUAAUAGCGUUAAGUAUUGAUCGUGCAGAGGCUGUAUGUAGACCGCUCCGAGCUACCUCAUCGAAAUUUAGUAAAAAAACACAUGCCCUCAUGUUAAUCGGAUCUGCAUGGUUAGCAGCAGUGGUAUGCGGUAUACCUACAGCGUUACUAGCUCAAAAAGUUUAUGAAGGGACACAGUAUGAAAACUGUCGAUUCGACUUUAGCAGGAUUAGUCCACAAGCCUAUCUAACCUCUAUAGCAAUGUCAGUUUUUGUCAUACCAGCAUUUAUUAUAGCCACCUGUCAUAUUAUCAUCGUAAUUAAAAUUUGGAGUGCAUCCAAAUCUCGAAAAUUCAGAAUAAAUGAUCUACCAGAUUUGCGUCAAAAGCGAUCUCAGGAAAAACAUCUAAGCAAUCCACUUUCUGUAACUACGAUUUCUAUAUCAAACAAGAAGCUAAGUGAAUUGUCACUCGAUAAAAAGAGUCUGCGAAUUGGACUAUCUAGACGUAUUAACCGUAAACAUGUACAUUCCAGUUGUAUAUCCCGUGCUAAAGUGAAAACAGUCAAAAUGACUUGUCUGAUAGUCUCAACUUAUGUGAUUUGUUGGUGUCCAUUUAUGGUAUGGAACUUAAUGGUUACUUAUGGAUAUAUGAGACGAUAUGCUCCAUAUUUGAUGAAAUAUUCACCAAUUAUUCAAGUUAGUUUUAAAAAUACAUCUUCCUGUAUAGCAUAAUAAAUAGUCUUAUUUCACUUUCUUGGAUUUGAAAAACAUUGUCUCAAAAAUGAUUUCAUUAUCUGUGAAUAUGACUAUUUAUACAUUUCGCACUUCUGUAGUUAAGUUUAUCUUUUAGAAAAUGUAGUUGCACGUCUUUGGUUUAGAUAAUUAAGUGCCGUCUUGUCACGGUCGAACUGUGAAUACGUGACUACUUUUAUGGUACAACUUGAAGAAUAAAAUCACUUAACCAAUUUAUAAAUGUUUACAGGAACAAUUCCAAACAUUUAACUACUUAAAACUGGGACUAACUAUUCAAUUUCUCCUUACUUAUUAGUUAAUUAAUUAACUGAUGUAAAGUACUACUUAUAUGCAUUCAGUUUUUCUUACAUCUUAAUUUCAAGAGAGUAUUAGCAUUAAAGAUCAUAGAUAAAAUGAAUCACGAGGUAUUGAGUUUACAUAUAACAACUGUAAAAUAUCAUCUUGCAUGCUCUCGCUUGUUAGAUAUGAUAAAAUACCGUAGGUGAAGAUUUGUGUAAUUCAUGAAUAUUGAAUUUAUAUAACUAUUUCUAUUAUAGGAAUUUGACAAAUGAAUUAACAUGCAUGUUUCAUUUUUUACAAAUUAAUACACUACUCACUGUCGUCCACUUUUAUUUAGACAUUUGAUCGUAUUUUCUCUAU
Schistosoma bovis is the source of this 1886-nucleotide messenger RNA. Lineage: Eukaryota; Metazoa; Platyhelminthes; Trematoda; Strigeidida; Schistosomatidae. The record is from the annotation of a GenBank genome assembly.